CCAUACACGUGUUGUGCUGCUCACUGCUGCCUCAGUUCUCCCCCAGCCCAAGGUCGGACCCUAAAUCCUGGGCAGGCCCAGCGUCCACAUGUCCAUCUGUCUGUUUACCGAUUUGCCUGUGACUAUGGGUCGACGCGCCCUGCUCUGGCCACGGCAGGUGCAGGGUUAAGGCGGGGGGGAGAGUUUCCCUAGUCGGGAGGGGGGACGAGGGGCGGACCCGGUCCAGCCCCGCCCCUCGCCGAGCCAAGCCGGAGCCCCGCCGGAGCCCCGUCGGAGCCUGGCCUCAGCCCCAGCCAGAGCCGGCACGGAGCCGGAACCGCGGACCCCGCGCCCCGGCAGCGCCGGAGCCCCGGCCGGUGAAGGCAAGGUCCCUGAACUGGUCAGACACUCCCUGUGGCCCUGAGUCAAGAUGAGGCCCCAUCAUGCCCCUCAGUGAGACCUGCAGCCUGAGCAGAUAGUAUGGCCUGUCACAGGAGGUGAACACCAUGGCUACAGGCGGUGGCCGGGCCUUUGCUUGGCAGGUGUUCCCACCCAUGCCCACCUGCCGUGUGUAUGGCACAGUGGCAUACCAGGAUGGGCACCUGCUAGUGUUGGGGGGCUGUGGCCGGGCUGGACUGCCCCUGGACACUGCCGAGACACUGGACAUGGCCUCGCAUACAUGGCUUGCACUGGCGCCCCUGCCCACUGCCCGGGCGGGUGCAGCUGCUGUGGUGUUGGGCAAGCAGGUGCUAGUGGUGGGCGGUGUGGAUGAGGGCCAGAGCCCUGUAGCUGCCGUGGAGGCCUUCCUGGCUGAUGAGGGCCGCUGGGAGCGUCGGGCCGCCCUCCCUCAGGCAGCCAUGGGGGUUGCAACUGUGGAGAGAGAUGGUAUGGUGUAUGCUCUGGGGGGAAUGGGCCCAGACACGGCUCCCCAGGCCCAAGUUCGGGUAUAUGAGCCCCGGCGGGACUGCUGGCUUUCGCUACCCUCCAUGCCCACACCCUGCUACGGGGCUUCUACCUUCCUGCAUGGGAACAAGAUCUAUGUCCUGGGGGGCCGCCAGGGAAAGCUCCCAGUGACUGCUUUUGAGGCCUUUGAUCUGGAGGCCUGUACCUGGACCCGGCACCCAAGCCUGCCCAGCCGCCGGGCCUUUGCUGGCUGUGCCAUGGCGGAAAGCAACGUCUUUAGCCUGGGUGGCCUGCAGCAGCCCGGGCCCCACAAUUUCUACUCCCGCCCACACUUUGUCAACACUGUGGAGAUGUUCGACCUGGAACACGGGUCCUGGACCAAGCUGCCCCGCAGCCUGCGCAUGAGGGAUAAGAGGGCCGACUUUGUGGUUGGCUCCCUUGGGGGCCACAUCAUGGCCAUUGGGGGCCUUGGCAACCAGCCUUGCCCUCUGGGCUCUGUGGAGGGCUUCAGCCUUGCACGGCGGCGCUGGGAGGCCCUGCCCACCAUGCCCACAGCCCGCUGCUCCUGUUCUAGUCUGCAGGCUGGGCCCCGGCUGUUUGUCAUUGGGGGUGUGGCCCAGGGUCCCAGCCAAGCUGUGGAGGCGCUGUGUCUGCGUGAUGGGGUCUGAAUGCCUGAUGGGAUGUGUCAGCUGGGGCAGCGCAUGCCAGAGGCACAGGUCUGUGGCUCCUUUUGCUGCUAAAGAAGCUCACUGUGGCUCUGUGGGAUGAGGGAGGCACAGGGUCAGGGACUUGAGACAAAUGUCUCAAAGGGUGAGGGGACUUUGUCUUUAGUGCAGGACACAUAUGCUUAUACCCACCUUUAUCCCCAUUCAUUCAUGGACCAUGCCUAGCUCCACACUUGCUCUGGAACUACUGGGCCCUCUGUCCAACUGGGAAGUGGGAAGAUGGGAGAGCUGGCCUCAUGCCCCACAGGAUUAGUGCCUACCUGGAGUUGACCAGGCUCACCCCAAUAGCUGUUCCUGAAAAAUCCUAGCUGUCAGCCACCUUGAAGGCCUCUGUGGCCCCAGGAGAGUUCAGACAGGUCAGAGGACACAGAGGGAGUGGAGGAGUGGAUGUAGGAACCUCCAGAGGACCAGAGGAAUAUUGGCUUUGGGCCCUUUACACUGUUGACUGUGUGAUCUUGAGCAAGUCAUUUCACCUCUCUGUGCCUCAGCAUCCUCAUCUGUAAAUGGGGAUCUCUGAAACCUUCCUGCCCUACCUACCUCACAGGGCUGUUGUGAGGACCCAGGAAGUUCAGAUGUGAAAGUAAAAGUGCUGCUAAAAUCCGG
Molecule: messenger RNA, 2210 nt
Organism: Leptonychotes weddellii (Weddell seal)
Lineage: Eukaryota; Metazoa; Chordata; Mammalia; Carnivora; Phocidae
Gene: KLHDC8B
Product: kelch domain containing 8B
Biological process (GO): nuclear chromosome segregation; mitotic cytokinetic process; mitotic nuclear division
Cellular component (GO): cellularization cleavage furrow; intercellular bridge; midbody
Molecular function (GO): protein binding
Source: RefSeq, a predicted model, not a curated record